CUCCCUGCAGCCCCAGGCCUCUCCUUCUGAUGAAAAGAGAAAGGAAGAAUGGACUACAGUCACCAAACUUCCCUGGUCCCCUGUGGACAAGAUAAAUACAUUUCCAAGAAUGAACUUCUCUUGCAUCUGAAGACCUACAAUUUGUACUACGAAGGCCAGAAUUUGCAGCUCCGGCACCGAGAGGAAGAAGAUGAGUUCAUCGUGGAAGGACUGCUGAACAUCUCCUGGGGCCUGCGCCGGCCCAUUCGUCUGCAGAUGCAAGAUGACAACGAGCGCAUCCGUCCCCCUCCGUCUUCUUCCUCCUGGCACUCCGGCUGUAACCUGGGGGCCCAGGGCACCAUCCUGAAGCCCCUCACCACGCCCAGCAUUCAGAUCUCAGAGGUGGAUGCACCGCCCGAGAGUGACCAGACACUGAGUACCACAGACGCCAGGGGUCUGAAGCCCCUGCAGGAAGACACCCCACAGCUGAUGCGCACACGCAGUGAUGUCGGAGUGCGUCGCCGGGGCAAUGUGAGGACACCUAGUGAUCAGCGGCGAAUCAGACGCCACCGCUUCUCCAUCAAUGGCCAUUACUACAACCAUAAGACGUCGGUGUUCACGCCGGCCUAUGGCUCCGUCACCAACGUCCGCAUCAACAGCACCAUGACCACCCCGCAGGUCCUGAAGCUGCUGCUCAACAAAUUUAAGAUUGAGAAUUCGGCGGAGGAGUUUGCUUUGUACGUGGUCCAUACCAGUGGUGAGAAACAGAAGCUGAAGACCACUGAUUACCCCCUGAUUGCCCGAAUUCUCCAGGGCCCAUGUGAGCAGGUCUCCAAAGUGUUCCUUAUGGAGAAGGACCAGGUGGAGGAAGUCACCUAUGAUGUGGCCCAGUAUAUAAAGUUCGAGAUGCCUGUUCUUAAAAGCUUCAUUCAGAAGCUCCAAGAGGAAGAAGAUCGGGAAGUAAAGAAGCUGAUGCGCAAGUACACCGUGCUGCGGCUGAUGAUUCGGCAGAGGCUAGAGGAGAUAGCAGAAACCCCCGCAACAAUCUGAGCCACCGGAGUGAGGGGAUCCAGACACCCCAGGAGCCACCAUUGACAUGAGCAGACCCACAGAAGGCCGGAUGCCUUCUUUCCAUGGAAAUGUUUAAAUGUAAACCUCUCCAGCUCUGGACAAGCCACCGUUUGCUACCUGGAGCAGGAUGAAGACGUCAGCAGACAGCUCCCCAUCCCUGAACCCUGUUCUCCUUUCAUUCACUCACAAGGACUUUUGAUUUAAGGAGGACUCCAAAUGCAUGUGCGUGUUUUUACACUUGCGUGCAACACGCACGCGAUACGUGUCUAUGUGCCUACCUGACAUUUUCACAUGUGAUUAAAUUCCAAGCAACCAGCACAAGUGCCAUGAGGCUGGCCCAGAAGUGCUGCCUGUGGGCAGGAAAAUCAGAGGAGAUGCUGAUCUGAAGGGUUUUACAUCAAAGAAAACCUCAAGUGCCAUGGAGCAGCCACAGAUAUUUAGAAGGGGCAGGGGGUUCUCCAAUCUUACCAUUUGGGGUAUUUAUAUGUUAGUUUAAAUUCUCCCUGUAUGCGUAGAAGGAUCAGUGAAUGUGAGACCCUUGGAAAUUGACAAAAUAACACCCCCAAUACCCUUAGGGCAAGUCUGAUGGAAAGAAAAAGAUAACCCAUCAGUGGGGUAGAUGCAAUAAGCCCACAAGUUUUUACACUGGAAACUGAUUGUUUUGAAUAACAAAGAUGUAUGGGAUAUUCUAUGUGGACCCCUGUAAAGAAUGGAUUCUGCCUCCGUCCCACCUCCAUGCCACCUCUAGGAGACAGAGGCCACCUGUGUGUCUCUCUGCAUGCCAAGCUGCUGGCACAUCUCCCUGCUGCUCCCUCAAGUGAAGGAAAGGUCUCAUGAAACAAAGAUCUUGGCAAGUGUGCACAUGAUGCUGAGCAGCGAGUGUGGCCAGAGCAUGGGUCCUUCUGGUGUAGUGGCCAGGAAGUUUCCAAGUUCCCUCCUUCAUGCUGAAGGGCAGUGGCUACCAGCAGAGACGACAGGUGCCAUGAGCCCAGCCCGUCUCCAUAUCAUCAAGGGUCUUCCUGCACUUGGUCUGGGGCUCUGUGUUUGAAGUUGAGGCUUUAUUCUUUCCAGCCUCUUGGGUUCUUGCAAGUUGCCCUCACCUUGUGUGUGGAGAUGGACUCCAAGAGCGAGGACUCGUCCUGCUACUGAUUGAGGGUGGGGCUCAGGGAAGCUCUUUAGGUAAAGGUGCAGAGGAAGGACAGAACGUCUCUUUUGGCUUCUCUGAGCAGCCACACAGGUGAUCUUUAGAGCCAGCCCCAAUGAGAGGAAAGGUCAGAGAUGGUCAGUCCACUGUGGCCCACAUAGGGAAAAUUGCCAGGCAGCUGAGUGCACCAGUGUGGCUGAUACAGUUUGAGGAGGCACAGACGAUGCUUGGAGCUGGGUGCCUGGCUGGGGAGAUCAACUGGGCAAGACCAGGAGCUCCUAACAGCAGUGUCUCUGAGCCUUGCUGGGGUAUGGGCCCUCCCCUUCUCUUCUCCACCUCCUAUCCAAGGAAGGUUUGCAGAGCUGGGCAGUUGAGGAAAGGAGAGCCACUGGCCGGUGCCUCCAAAGGAAGGUGGACCCUUUCGGCAGAGCUGUUCCUGCCCCGGGCACCCUUCUGCCCCCUACUCAUACCUAUGGCCUUUGUAGAAGGCCCACAGCUGUGGUCUCCUGGUAGACUGCAAAAAAGAUGGCAUGCUGUCACCUGGCAUUUUGCUGGGGGUCUCUCAUGGGGACACUACCACCAGCCCCGUAGGGCAUGGAGUGGAAACCCAGAGGGGCUUAGUCUCAAUCGUACGUCUCAGUGGGCUCCUGCAAAAUGCACAGAAUUGGGGACAAAAAAGACAAGGAGAGGCUCCCUUUGUUACAGAUGGGAAAGAGCAGCUUUGUGAAUGCAAACAUACCUCCUGAGUUUUGCAUUUGAGAAGAUGAUUUGGAGAGCAGCUCUUCCAGUACUUUAUAUUUUGAA
Propithecus coquereli (Coquerel's sifaka) is the source of this 2998-nucleotide messenger RNA. It is a transcript of the gene RASSF2, whose product is annotated as Ras association (RalGDS/AF-6) domain family member 2. The coding region runs from base 49 to 1029 and encodes 326 amino acids. The record is from RefSeq and is a predicted model, not a curated record. Gene Ontology annotation, biological process: signal transduction; positive regulation of JNK cascade; regulation of non-canonical NF-kappaB signal transduction. The transcript is spliced from 11 exons. Gene Ontology annotation, cellular component: nucleus; cytoplasm. Lineage: Eukaryota; Metazoa; Chordata; Mammalia; Primates; Indriidae.